AGCUCGCAAGGAAAGACACCGUUAUCAAUGAUGAAGGAAUAUUGAUGACAAUAAGCCAGCUAUUCUUACAAAUAUGACUAUUUCUUGAACAAGCUAGCAAAAAAAUAACCUUUGUUGGACGUUUUUAAUCUUAAUAGUAGUAGUUGUCACUGGUUUCACAAAAGCAAAGGGUUUAAAAUGUCGGAAAUGCGUGUUUUGCAUCAACGGAUAAGCUCUGUCAUCAUGGACAUAUUAGCCUCCGCUGCGGUUACAGAGAUUUGUAAGUUAGUAGAAGAUUGUUGUGGAGCAUUACGUGCAGAAGUCUCUCAAAGCAAGGAACAAAUCAAAAUACUACAGAAACAACUCAGCCUGGCUGAGUCGAGUUACAGGUCGGUGAGUUGCAACGAAGGUCAGACGCCUGUCAGCAGCGGCUCACCGAUAAAUAACAAUAUUUCGGGAAAUUCCCCCGCGGCCAAUGAAGAUGAUGCGGACGACACUCACGAUGACGAAGAUUUUCAGCAGUUCAUUGUCUCUGAAGUGGAGUUUCCCCCCGAGCAGCAGGAGUGGAGCCCCAGUCUGGGGAAAGAUGACAGGAACCCCAUACAGAUUAAAGAGGAACAGGAGGAAUUCAGUAUCAUCCAGGAGAAGGAAGACUCUGUAUUCACCCUUGCCUGGGUGAAAAGUGACUAUGAUCAGUACCCAACUCAGUCCUCACAAAUCCAAAGUGAAAAAGACAGAAUGGACUCGACUGAACAUAUCAAAAGAGAACCUAAGGAAGAUGAUUCCUCAGAGACAACCAGUGACUCUCAUCCCCAGUGCAAAUUGAAGAAGACAUGGACAGAAAAAGGACAAAGCUCGAAUGGUAGAAAAUCCAUGGAUCUGAAAUCACCAGUGCAAAGGAGUCACACAGAAGUGCAACCAUUUUGCUGUAGUGAUUGUGGGGAACGUUUCACUCAGAUGGGAAAACUGGAUGCUCAUAGGAAGGUCCACACAGGAGAGAAACCGCAUAGCUGUGGUGAAUGUGGCAAAUGUUUUACUCAAGUUGGGUACCUGAACUAUCACAGAAAGACGCACACAGGGGAGAAACCUCAUCGCUGUCAUGAUUGUGGCAAAUGUUUCUUUCGAGUUGGUGAUCUGACGCUUCAUAUGAGGAUUCACACAGGGGAAAAACCGCUUUGCUGCCAGGUCUGUGGCAAAUGUUUUGCUCGUCCUAGUAAUCUGAGGUCUCACAUUAGGAUUCACACAGAGAAAUCUUAUAGCUGUCAUUAUUGUGGCAAAUAUUUUCGUCAUAAAGGUAAUCUGACAGCGCAUAUGAGGAUUCACACGAGGAAAAUCACAUCAUUGUCCCUAUAGUAGCAGAUCUUUCACCACUGGCGAUAAUCAGUGAUUUAAAGUAUAUUGCAGUCAGGAUUGUUGUAAAUGUUUCACUAAUUGUUAGAAUAUGAGGAGACCGAAGGGAGGAACCACAUGCUACCAUGACUGGCAAAUAUUUCAUAAUCUUAGGUCUUCUGAGAGCUCUUUUGUUUGAGACAUGGUUCACAUCAGGGAAUGCUUCAUGUGAAUAGCAAAUUCACAUUUUGGGAUUGUUUUUUUUAUAUUGCAGGGCAGCUCUUACCAACAUCUCCAAUCUCGUCUCAUUGAUUGAACACCAGGUUAGCUGAGUCCUGACUCCAAUUAGCUUUUGGAGAAGUCAUUAGCCUAGGGGUUCACCUACUUUUCCCAACCUAUACCGUGUAUGUUUAGAAUAAUGUAUUCAAUAUAGACAAGAAAAAUAUAAUUUGUUAUUAGUUUAAGCACACUGUGUUUGUCUAUUGUUGUGACUUAGAGGAAGAUCAGAUCACAUUUAUUUUGACCAAUUUAUGUGGAAAUCCAGGUAAUUCCAAAGGGUUUACAUACUUUUUCUUGCAACUGUAUUCCUCUGGCAGAUACACACCCCUUUUAAACUAUUCAGGGUCAAAGAUAGAUCCAACCCUUGGCUUUCAUCUUAGCUCAUUCAGAUUAGAAGUCAGGCCUCGGCCAAUUCAAGGAAAACUGACUCUGGCAAUUUUUCAGACAAUUGAGAAACAGAUGUACUAUUUUUGAUUAAGAAAGCUAAAUCGAGCUAUUUUUUAUGCUCUGCUGGUGAUUCUUCAAAAUUUGGGAAAACAGUCAAUGUGCUGAAGUGUACAAAUUCCUCCUCUUCCAUGCCUAAGCAAGUUCUGUCUGACUCUGGCAUUAUAACUGAGAAGAAUGGCAUUAUAACUGAGAAGAAUGGCAUUAUAACUGAGAAGAAUGGCAUUAUAACUGAGAAGAAUGGCAUUAUAACUGAGAAGAAUGGCAUCAUAACUGAGAAGUAUGGCAUCAUAACUGAGAAGUAUGGCAUCAUAACUGAGAAGAAUGGCAUCAUAACUGAGAAGAAUGGCAUCAUAACUGAGAAGAAUGGCAUCAUAACUGAGAAGAAUGUGAUAAAUGAUGCUUUUAAUCCCACGGGGGGACCAGGGUUUAAUUCCCACGGGGGGACCAGGAUGAAUAUGUAUGAACUUUCCAAUUUGUAAGUCGCUCUGGAUAAGAGCGUCUGCUAAAUGUAAAAUGUAUGUAAAAUGUUAAUCAUUAUUUCAUCCCGGCAGGCUUUUUAUUUGAGAAAAACUGGUUUAAUUGACCAUGGUCAGUCAAUCAACUGCUUUUCCCUCUGCCAGCCUCUAGCUGACACGACGGUUAACCUGUCAACUUCUAAUGAAUCUUUUGUUUUCAUUUCAACAAUUUACUAUCUGUGACGUGCUCGAUGCCUUUUCUUAAGAUUGGUGUUAAAAAAAAUCCCCUGUGGCUGAUAUUCCUGAUACAUGUUUGCCACAGCUCACUGCCUCCCUGAUUUCUGUAUUAUUAACACAUAUUUUUAACCUGACGAUUAUAUAUCUGGUACUACCCCUAAAGUUUGGAAGGCGGCCCAUGUACUCCCCCUUCACAAAGUGGUGACCCUUGUGACCUAAAUACUUAUUGGCCUAUUUCUAAACUUUCUUGCCUUGCUAAAAUAUUAGAAUCCUUGAUUUAAUUCUGUACAUCAGAAUUAAUCAGUCUGGUUUUAGACCAGGUCAAAGCACUAUCUCUGCUCCAUCCCUAGUUAUACAUGAUGUGGUUAGCUGUAUAGAUGAAAGGCAACAUCGUGCUGCCCUCUUCAUUAACCUGUCAAAGGCUUUCAAUACUGUUAAUCACUCACUGCUAAUUCAGAGGCUUUCAAUUGGCCUAGACCGGGCUGCAUGUAACUGGUUUAAAAAUUACUUGACAGAUAUAACUCAAUGUAUAUCUCCUGAUGUUAAAUCAGGUUUUCUGGAUAUUAGGAAAGGUGUUCUUCGGGUCUAUUCUGGGUCCUGUACUUUUUACAUUAACAAUAUCACCUUAUCUGUAAUAUAUUGUAACCUGCACUUGUAUGCCAAUGAUACUGUUGUGUAUGUUAUUGCCCCCACGGUUGACCAGGCUCUAUCUGAACUUCAGUCUGCCUUCAUUGUAUUACAGAAAAACUUUAUUGACCUAAAAUUAGUACUGAAAACUAAGUAUUAUGUUGUUCUCUAGAGCGCAUAAAAAUAAGUCUGAUGUUAAGCAUGUGUACUUUGGAUGGUCACUUUUUACCCACUAUUGAGUACUUUCUUCCUUUGAAGUCAUGAUAAAACAUUUUAUGGAAAA
This is a messenger RNA of Salvelinus fontinalis (brook trout), 3636 nucleotides long. Its product is annotated as zinc finger and SCAN domain-containing protein 21-like. The record is from RefSeq and is a predicted model, not a curated record. Gene Ontology annotation, molecular function: RNA polymerase II cis-regulatory region sequence-specific DNA binding; DNA-binding transcription factor activity. Gene Ontology annotation, biological process: regulation of transcription by RNA polymerase II. The transcript is spliced from 2 exons. Bases 178 to 1332 code for a protein of 384 amino acids. NCBI's taxonomy places the organism in Eukaryota, Metazoa, Chordata, Actinopteri, Salmoniformes, Salmonidae.